Molecule: messenger RNA, 4512 nt
Organism: Bathycoccus prasinos
Lineage: Eukaryota; Viridiplantae; Chlorophyta; Mamiellophyceae; Mamiellales; Bathycoccaceae
Exons: 1
Coding region: 1-4512 (1503 amino acids)
Biological process (GO): nuclear-transcribed mRNA catabolic process, 3'-5' exonucleolytic nonsense-mediated decay
Cellular component (GO): Ski complex
Molecular function (GO): RNA helicase activity; ATP binding; nucleic acid binding
Source: RefSeq, a predicted model, not a curated record
AUGCAGUUCCCUCCUCCUCCUCCUCCGUCGUCGUCAUCGUCCGACGUUGAAAAGUAUCUUCUUUUCUUCGCGCAAAGUCAAAACGGAAAGAAUGUCACUUGCGUUGCGCUGAACGACGAGAACGAGAAAGAGAAAGAUAUCGCGGAGAAGUUGAUGCGCGUGAUGACUCCUCCUUCUUCAUCAAACCCCCCGUUCGUGUUACCGGUGGAUUCUGCGCCGAAAGAAUCGCUUUUAGCCAUCUCGCGAUCGUUCGCGGAGAAGGAGCGAAGAGAAGAGAAGGAAAAAAGUGUAGACGAGGAGAUGGCGAAGAGCGCGAGACGAACGCUCGAGCGGUUGUUGGCGCGAAAGACGGAGGACGACAUGAUUCACUACUACGAUGAUAUCGUUGGAAAAAAAAUCCCAAUCGCAUCUGCGAGGAGCGUGAACGUGAACGUGAUGCCGAGCAGAGAUAAUGAUGGAGAGAGCAAAAGCGGGUUUACGAUUGAAGAGGAAGACGAGGCGACGUUGGCGAGGCGAGAGGACGCGUACGCGUUCUUCGGCGGAGACGCGAAUGGUGGUGGAGGUAGGUCUGAUUUCGUUCGGGGGAGCACGAGGAAUGCGCCGCAUUUGCCGGGUGGAAUGGACGAAAUAGCCGAGAAGACGGAGAAGUUUAGAAUGGAGAGGAGGAAAAGAGCGCACAGAUUUUGGUUGGAGGAGUACGUAGGCGUUGGAGAAGGAGACGACGGCCAUUCGAGUAGGGGAUGCGCGCCGCCUGGAUUUGAACGGUCCGUCAUCUCCGGGCGAGAGAGGCGAGCGACGGAUACGAUUGAUGCUUUUGACGAAGAAAGAGCCUCUGGUGUGCGUGGCGGCGAGAUUGCCGCGGCUGCGAUGGAAAGAGACCAGGAAAUGAAACGGAAAGCGGAAAAUGUGGCGAAACGAUUAGGUGUGUUGACUUUCGAGGACGUUCUGGAGAACGAUUGGAUGGAGUAUAAGAAAGAGGCGGAAGAAGACGAAGAAGAGGAGGAGGAGGAGGACGAAGAGGAGGAGGAGGAAGAAGAAGGAAGUGGGGAAGAUUUAGACGACGAUGACGGAGAAGACGACGACCCAAUCGAAAGUCUUUUGAGAGAACACGAUCAGCAAUCGACAUCCGUCGCGACGCAACUCGCCAAAGACGUCAAAGAAGAGAUGAAAAAAAUAGAAAAGUGGGCGAUUACGACGCCAAUACCUGAUGUGGAUGCAUUUUAUCGCUCAACAGUUGGCAAUUCACCAGCCAAAACUUUUCCUUUUGAAUUGGACGCGUUUCAAAAAGAAGCCAUCGCUCGCAUCGAACGCGACGAAUGCGUCUUCGUCGCCGCGCACACUUCCGCGGGCAAAACCGUCGUUGCGGAGUACGCUUUUGCGCUGGCUCAAAAACGGUGCGCGCGAGCAAUCUACACCUCUCCAAUCAAAACGAUCAGCAACCAAAAGUUUCGCGAUUUUACUGACGCAGGAUUUGACGUCGGUCUGCUCACCGGCGACGUUAGCGUAAAGCCAGAAUCGUCGUGUUUGAUUAUGACCACGGAAAUUCUACGCUCUAUGCUUUAUCGAGGCGCGGAUAUCAUCAAAGACGUCGAGUGGGUAGUUUUCGACGAAGUCCACUACGUCAACGAUCGCGAACGAGGCGUCGUCUGGGAAGAAGUCAUCAUCAUGUUGCCAAAACACGUGGGGAUUGUCAUGCUUUCCGCCACGGUACCGAACGUUCGCGAAUUCGCCGGGUGGGUAGGUAAAACGAAACGGAAAAAAGUUUUCAUCACCGGCACGAAGAAAAGACCAGUUCCGCUCGAGCACGAGCUAUAUUUUGGCGGCGACGAUCCCGACAAGGAUUUUCAUCUCGUCGGCGAAAAAGAACAGUUCCUACCGCUCGGCUACCAAAAAGCUCUGAAAGCGAAAGAGAGGAAAGAUAUGGGCGUGAAAGCUGCGCUGCUGAAAGAUCAAGGUUUGAACAAGCAAGAGGUGAAGAAACCAAACGCAGGUCGAGGAGGUGGGUCCGGCGCUGGCAGCAGAAAUCGCACGCAGCAAAGAGAAGGUUUCGUUAAGCAAUCCGUGAAAACGACUGGAAGUGGACAAUCGACGAAAACAAACACCGGUAAAAAUCAAUGGGUCGAGCUCAUACGCACGUUGGAGAAGAAAUUGUUUCUUCCCAUGGUUGUGUUUGCGUUUAGUAAACGAAAGUGCGAUUUACUCGCGGAUGGUAUCACGGGCGUAGAUUUGACGACGUCAAAAGAAAAGCAUGAAACGCACAUCUUUUGUGAAAAAGCUCUGUCUCGAUUAUCCCCGGCUGACCGAACUUUACCGCAAGUCACGAGAGUUCGUGAACUGCUCUCUCGCGGUUUAGGAGUACAUCACGCCGGUUUACUUCCAAUCGUGAAAGAAAUCGUUGAAAUGCUUUUCUGUCGCGGUAACGUGAAAGUUUUAUUCUCCACGGAAACGUUCGCAAUGGGCGUAAACGCCCCUGCGCGAUGCGUGUGCUUUGAAUCCUUGCGAAAGCACGACGGGCAAGAGUUUCGUUUCUUGUUGCCUGGUGAGUAUACGCAAAUGGCGGGUAGAGCCGGACGACGCGGGAAAGACACCGUAGGUACCGUCAUUCUUUCGUGUUGGGACAAUUUUCCAACCGAGAAUACCUUACGUAAACUUCUCGUCGGUACGGCGACGAAACUCGAAUCGCAAUUUCGAUUGACAUUUGCGAUGAUUUUGAACGUCGCGAGAGCGGAAGAUUUAAAAGUCGAAGACGUUUUGGCGAGAUCCUUCGCGGAGUUUCACGCGCAAAAAACUGUCGGAAACCGAGAGAGUAGACUUCGACACGCGAUUAUUUCUUUGACGCGAGCGAGAGAUUUGAUUUCGACAGAAGCGUCCAGGGAUCCGUUCAACUGGACGCGAGCGGUGGUGUGUUCUCGCGCUGCAAAAUUGUUAAAAGAACUCGGCGAACGCGCGAACGAAGCAAUCGUUAAAUCCAGAGGUUUUCGGGAAGCGCUCGGGAGCCCGGGUAGAGUCGUGCUCGUUAAAGACGAUAAAGGUGGGUUUGCUAGAUUUGCGGUCGCUCUACGGGUGAUCAAAGAAGAAAAGGACGGCGACGUGAAAAGAAGCGUCGUCGUCAUGGCGAUUAAGGAUGAAGGUCACGACGAUGAUUUUCAAGACGACGACGAUCUCGAUGCCUCGGUGGUUGAUACGCAACUUUCGAAGGGGGAAGAUGAAGACGCGGGCGGCUCAUCAAACCUUCGUCUCGUUUCAAAGAAGAAGAAGCACGACGACGACGAUGACGACGACAUGUUUGGCGGAUUCGGUGGAGGAAAAAGUAAGAGAGGCGGAAAGAAAAUGGGAGGAGGAGGAGGAGGAGGAGGAGGAUUGAGCAAAGCCAGUUCUGCUCAACUGACGAGUAAUCAACCCGCGAUAUCGGAGGAAAAUGCGCAACUCCCGAAAGAUUUACCGUGGAGAAAGCGCGCGGGUGGUUUUGAUUACGUCGUUUUCGUCAUUCGCGAUAUCGAUAUCUACGCAGUGACGGCUUUGAAACUUCAAGACGUAGACGCGUACGCCAUAUUAGACGAUGCUUCUCCGCCGAGAAAGGCUGAUCAGCGUGCGGCUGCGACGCGCGUUUUGUCCGUUCUCGAGCACGAAACGAAAAGUAUUCGAAACAAACAAGACGACGAUACUCCUUCGUCUUCGUUACUUUUACAAACGCUCGAUCCUACGAAGGAUUUGAAAAUCACCAAUGUCGACGACGCCGAGGCGUGUCGACGCCACGCCGAAGCCCUGGCGCAACUACCGUCGAUGCCAACUGAUGUGGAUUCAAAAAGGUUAUCGCAAUGGUCGAGACUUUUAGAUUGCGAGAGACACUUGCUCCAUCAAAUCGACCAGUUGAAAUUCGGCCUGUCUGAUGCGAAUUUAGCGCUCACGCCUGAUUUUGAGACGAAAACGAGAGUGUUGAAAUACAUGGGCUACCUCGACGAAGCGAGAGCGGUGACUUUGAAAGGUCGCGUUGCGUGCGAGUUAUCCACUGGCGACGAGUUGAUUGGCGCAGAAAUCGUUUUUGGCGGGUGCUUGGAGAAAUUGACGCCGGCGGAAGCGGCGGCUUUACUCUCGGCGUUGGUGUUUCAAGAAAAGAACGCGUCUGCACCAGAUUACGACGCUUUACCGGUGAAUUUGAAAGAUUCUAUUGCUCUCGCGAAUACUCUGGCUAUCCGUGCCGGAGACAUCCAACGAGAUUUCGGUCUUUCAGUCAUUGGCGACGAAUAUUGUGCGGAGAACUUAAAGUUUGGUUUAAGCGAAGUCGUUUAUCGAUGGGCGAUGAUGGAUCCGUUCUCGGAAAUUUGUCAAUUAACGGAUGUACCAGAAGGUACGAUCGUGAGAACUAUCACGCGAUUAAAUGAAACGUGUCGAGACGUGAAAAACGUCGCCCGAAUUAUCGGCGACGCGAGUUUAUCGCAAAAAAUGGAAGACGCGAUGGCCUUGAUUAGAAGAGACAUCGUCUUCAGCGCGAGUCUAUACGUCGGCUCUUGA